AAAAGGACGCGUAUCUAUUGCCAAUAGGUUUCUCAGCUUUUUGAAAGAAAAUAAUAGUGCUUGACGUCAUGAGAACGAUGAAUUUAUUUUAGCAAAGUCGUGCCGUUUUCGUAGUGACAUUUGUGUAAGAUAAUUAAUGUGUUUAGUGAAAUAGCGAAAAUGGAGACUGAUUGGAAUGUCGAAGAUCCGCCGACAACGAAGGUGACAUCCCUGACAUCCUUAGACACAGGAGUACGGCCCGCGCCCAGUGGAGCUGCCUAUGUAGCGGAGAGGAACACAUGUUUGAAUCUAUUCUCAAGAUGGAACGAAACGGACCAGGUGGAAUUUGUGGAGCAGUUGUUGGCACGAAUGUGUCAUUACCAACAUGGACAUAUAAAUGCAUAUUUAAAACCAAUGUUGCAGCGAGACUUUAUCAGUAUGCUACCAAAAAAAGGUCUAGACCAUGUAGCUGAGAAUAUCCUAUCGUAUCUAGAUGCUAAUUCAUUGUGUGCUGCGGAACUGGUCUGUAGAGAAUGGCAAAGAGUUAUCUCUGAAGGUAUGCUUUGGAAGAAAUUGGUGGAACGUAAAGUCAGAACUGAUUCAUUGUGGAGGGGGCUCGCUGAGAGAAGAGGAUGGAUCUUAUACCUAUUUAAACCGAAGCCGGGAUGUCAGCAUCCAUCUCAUAGUUUCUACAGACAACUAUAUCCGAAAAUAAUUCAAGAUAUACAAUCGAUUGAGGACAAUUGGAGGAUGGGUAGGCACAAUUUGCAGAGGAUAAAUUGUCGUUCAGAGAACUCGAAGGGGGUCUAUUGCUUGCAAUAUGAUGAUAACAAGAUAGUCUCCGGACUCAGAGAUAACACCAUCAAGAUAUGGGAUAGAAAGACGCUGCAGUGUGUCAAGGAGCUUCAAGGUCACACGGGGUCAGUACUAUGCCUGCAGUAUGAUGAGAGAGCCAUCAUAUCCGGGUCAUCAGACAGCACAGUCCGUGUUUGGGAUGUGACCACUGGUACUAUGCUGAACACGCUCAUACAUCACUGCGAGGCGGUGCUGCAUCUAAGAUUUUGUAACGGCAUGAUGGUGACAUGCAGUAAGGAUCGUUCGAUAGCUGUAUGGGAUAUGACGUCAACAACUGAGAUAAUGUUGCGACGUGUACUUGUUGGUCAUCGCGCUGCUGUAAAUGUGGUCGACUUUGAUGAGAAGUAUAUUGUCAGCGCGAGUGGAGAUCGCACUAUCAAAGUAUGGAACACAUCAUCUUGUGAAUUCGUCCGUACAUUAAACGGACAUAAGCGUGGUAUCGCAUGUCUACAGUACAGGGACAGAUUGGUUGUGUCCGGUUCAUCUGAUAACACAAUCCGACUGUGGGAUAUUGAGUGCGGACAAUGUAUACGAGUGUUGGAAGGACAUGAGGAACUUGUUAGGUGUAUACGUUUCGACAACAAGCGGAUAGUAAGCGGCGCGUAUGACGGCAAGAUUAAGGUGUGGGAUCUGCGCGCCGCUCUCGACGUGCGCACGCCGCAUCAGGACCUCUGUCUGCGCACACUGGUCGAGCACACGGGGCGCGUGUUUCGUUUACAAUUCGACGAGUUUCAAAUUGUUUCGUCGUCGCACGAUGAUACAAUACUGGUGUGGGACUUCCUUAACUGUGGGACUUCGCCCCCCGCACCCGCCGCAGCCCCCGCACCCGCGCCGGCCCCCGCCCCCGCCCCCGCGCAGCGCCCGCCCCGCGCCUCGCCUGACAGGGAUCGCUUUUAUGACUAGGUAAUCCAAAAAGGUCGCAUGUCGGCCUUAACGCGCUCAUGAUGGUGACGAACGCGUCACUUGGCGCAUAGUGACGUUUGUGUGACAGUGACGGACAUGACAAACCUGUCAAGUGACACGGAUAACGUCAAGACUAUAUCGUGACAGGUCUCUACCUGUAAGAUCUCUACCGGACGCCUUUUACGCGUAGACUUUGUUACCACGGUUAAGUUUCGUCCAGUGAUUUGACAACUGUCAAACUCGAUUGACGUUUGGAUGGUGGCGGCACGCGCUCGUCAACGCUUCCAGAUACGACGGCGUCUUUGAGAGACGCUUAAUGUUAUGUGUAUAUAGUAUGGAUUUUUAUUUAUACAAGUUAUUCG
Papilio xuthus (Asian swallowtail) is the source of this 2099-nucleotide messenger RNA. It is a transcript of the gene slmb, whose product is annotated as beta-transducin repeat containing E3 ubiquitin protein ligase slmb. Lineage: Eukaryota; Metazoa; Arthropoda; Insecta; Lepidoptera; Papilionidae. The transcript is spliced from 12 exons. Gene Ontology annotation, molecular function: protein dimerization activity. The record is from RefSeq and is a predicted model, not a curated record. The coding region runs from base 160 to 1737 and encodes 525 amino acids.